Messenger RNA from Spirodela intermedia, 5597 nucleotides. The record is from the annotation of a GenBank genome assembly. NCBI's taxonomy places the organism in Eukaryota, Viridiplantae, Streptophyta, Magnoliopsida, Alismatales, Araceae.
AUGCGAAAUCAAGGUGCAGCGGCGUCAGAUGACAUCGGCCGGAGCAGUUGCUUCUCCAUCAGCACUCCUCUGGCUAAAUCCGACGGCAGGGACCGUCAUCGGUGCCCUCCUUCUCGUCAAUACUCCCAGCAGCCGCACCGAGAUUCGAGGAGGAGGAGAGAGGGGCGCGCGUCGAGAUGGGAUGUGGGCGGCGAGGGGCCCAGUCGGGCGGCGGGGGACUUUUCGGAUCUGCCGUACGAGCUGCUGGCGAGGAUCGCGACGACGAUGGACGUCCCCAGCCUGCGUGCGGCGAGCGCGGUGUGCCGGUCAUGGAGGGAAGCCCUCGGGCCGCUUAGGGAGGCCAUGGUGCUGCUCUGGUCGGGAAAGCGCUUCAAGCACGGCCGUGGGGGAUGGCAGCGGGACCCUCAGAAGGCCCUCGACUCGUUCCUCAAAGGCGCCGCGCGAGGUUCGGCUGCGGCCAUGGUGGAUGCCGGCCUCAUGUAUUGGGAGAUGGGAAGGAAAGAGGAAGGCAGAGAGCUGUACAGGAAGGCCGCCGAGCUCGGGCACCCUACUGCUCAGUGCAACCUGGGAAUCUCCUUCCUGGAAGGUUAGCCCUCUCCUCGUCUCCCUCUGGCUGCUGUUUCCUGAUUCAUUGAUCAGCGUCGACCGGGUCAAAUGAGGAAUUUAUUCAUUUUGGUGGCCACAAUCACUCUAUGCUUCCCUUUUUUUCUCAAUCCUCCCAUAAGCUUUGAAUCGCCCCAAAUUUCCUCGAAUAUGAGAUUCCCAUGCGUAUACUUCUGGUUACACUUCCGAUUAUGUGAGGGAACUCAUAUAAUCAUAUAACUUGUCAUUCAUUCCUGCCUGGGUUCCUCUGUGUGUGUGUGUGUCUGUCUCUGUCUCUGUCUCUGUCUCUCUCUCUCUCUCUGUCUCUCUCUCUGUCUCUCUCUCUCUCUCUCUCUCAGCACUCACACAUCUGGGCACAGUUCUUAAACUUUUUAAAGAUGUACUCAUGAUUAGAGACACUUCUUGCAUAUGCGGAAGCACUUUUGUAUGAAGUGAGUUUUUAUUGGACCUGAGUUUUUAUUAGAUUAUGGCUGGCAAUAGAUGUUCGAGUCUUUGUAACUCUCAUCAUUGAACGCAUUUAUUAGACCUUAUUACAUUUGAUUAUGGAGGGCAAUCAGAUGUUGUAGUCUUUGAAGUGUCUUACCAUUGACAUAUUUGUAUUCUUCCACACGAUUCUUUUGUAACCACUGGUUCAUGUGAAGUGUGAGACAUUAAUAUUGCCAAAGACGAUGAUGUAUCUGAUUGUCCUGGAGUCGAUUCAUUUAUUUGUUUAUUUAUUUUCCCAUAUGUUUCAGCCGACCAACCCAAUCCCAAAGAGGCCGUAAAAUGGUUCUAUAAAUCAGCUAUAUCAGGCUAUCCGCGUGCUCAAUACAGCCUUGCACUUUGUCUACAUCAAGGUCAUGGGGUGGAACACAAUCCCAUAGAAGCAGUAAGUUAUAACGUUACGAUUGUGGAUUAGAUUCCCUUCAGCAUUCAGUCUUGCUUUUAUUUUCAAACUGUGUUUCGAUUUGCCUGCCAUGGAUCAAACAUGGUGCCUCUGAUUCAAUCCUUUUCUCUGAAUCCAGAAAGUAAGCUAAUUAAGGUGAUUUUUAUGAAUGUUAGAUGCCCAUGGUGAAUUAGCCUUGGGCGAGAAUAAGAAUCUUGGCAUGAGGAUGGCAGGUGCUGGAGAAGUCAGGAUCAUUCCCAGAUUUAAGAAGCAUUCCUACACCUAAAACUUACAAAGUGCCAGGGAGAAUUCUGUGUUUAUGAAGCAAGUAAAGGAUUUAUUUCCACAGCGAAAGAAGAACUUCUUUCGGAAAUUAAACAGCCUUUUGGUAUCUUUUAUGGAGAAUGGGUUGCUGAAAAUGUAUUAUCGUCUAGAGUAUGUGUAUUACCAACGAAAUUCGAUAGAAAAGACUUAAAGUAUGAUGAUUCGAUGAUCUUUGAGGAAGGUGGAGUAGGAGGAAGCAGGGCACUGCCUUUUGCCCCAAGCGGUUUAUGAUGUUCUUAUCCUUAAGGUACCUGCUGAAGAGCACGUUUGUUGGACUAAAUUAGAAUACAGUAUUAUCAAUCAAUCUUAUAUCAACCCUUAGUUGCAAGACGCAGAAACCCUUGAUUAGCAUGCACUGCUGGGCUCUCCAAGUCAGAUUGAGGAGGAUGGCUGCGGGGCAGUUGUUGCUUUAGAAGAUUCAAGAAGAUUCUAGAAGCGAAUGAGGGAAUGAGACUAAAUAUGGGGUGAAGAGAAUUGGAUUCGAUGCUUACAAGGAUUCUUUCCUGUCCAUGGUAAGUUAAAAGAGGGUACUCGUUGUUGCUUUGAUGCAGAAAGCAUAGAGCAACCAAGCCCUCUUCAGAGCAGAAGGCACAUGUACCCUCCAAAACAGGUGGUGAGCUCAUUCUCCCCAGGAAAGGGACUCCAAACCUCAACAACACUAACAUUUUCCUAAUUCUAUUUGAAUUUCAUUCUUUCCUUUUUCUCUUCCAUUCAGUUCGGUAGAUUAAAAAAGAUCUUGAAGCUGAUGGCCUUGUUGCUCAUAUUUGAGUACUCAAGAUCUUGAUAGUGGAGCUCCUUAGACUUCUAGUUAAUCUCCUCUUCCCCACUUGUUGCAGGGUUUUGUUCUGUUGGAGAUCUGAUUGGUGCCUUGAUAAUCUUAUCCUUCUUUCACCAUCCAUGAAUAUACUGAGUGAUUUUGGUUUUUAUGUAUGGUUAAACUGUAACUAAGUCCAUAAGACAAAUAUAUUUUGAAGGAAGAUCCCCUGUAAUAGCCUUUGUUUGGAACUUCUGAGCAAGAGUAGGGAGUGUUCCUUGCGAUAUAAAGUAUAGGGGAGGAGAGAAGUGGUGCUGAGAUAAGGAUUACAUCGGCUGUGAAUAAAUAUACGUGGCAUGAAAAAAUUCAUGACAUUUGUGUCUGUUGCUGAUGGGUUGUGCUGUUCCACAUAAGAGAAUAAACUUCUAAGUUCCUUCUUUGUGGAGAAAUUGUUUAAACAGAUCAAUGGAUAGUAUUUUACAAAAAUGGGCCCUUUUGGCAGAAGGAUUAGCUUGUUUCAGGUACAAUAAAGACAAUGCACACUUCUGAAGAUUCAUGAAAGUGGUUUCUGUUGCAGAUGGAUUAUCCUUUUCUGGGAGUUGAACAAAAGGCUCUAACCGUAUAAAGCCUUUCUUUGUAGUGUUAGUUUUAAAAAAUAAACGGGUGUUAUUUUAGAAAAGUAGGUCUCAUUUGCAUUCAUUAAAUACAAUAAGAACACAGCGAGCAGGUUCUGAGUUGAUUUUGGUGGUACAUUUUAGGACUUAAGCGCUGAAACUAAGAGUUUCUUUCCUCUUGUGUGGCAUCAUCAAAGUCUGUCUACUUGCUUUAUGUAUAAUCAUCAGUCUAAUGGAAAAUCUUUUAACCUUAACCUAAAUCAAGCACCGUCUUUUAUGAUACCAUCAAAGUAUGUCUUGUUUCAUGAAUAGUCAUCAGUAUAAUAUACAAUCUUUGAAUCUUUAACCUAAAUCAAGCACAGUCAUGCCCAGAAAUUGGAUAAUGUAUAUAAAUAUACUUCUGAAUGCUCAACACAGUCAAUGUGUCCAUAGUAUGACAGCAACUUUCCAGGUUUUCAAACUCUCUCUCACCCCACAUCUGACCUACUUGGAUCUUCUUUCUCUCACAUCACAAGCGUCAUGAGCUCUCCCGUUUUUGAAUUCUUUAGUGGAGAGGUGUAGUGAGAUUAGGAGUUUGCCUUUUGGUUGGGAGUAUGGCAGAAUCAUUCUGUCCAUCAUCUCCAGGAAUUUUUUUCUAUAUCUAUCUUCUGUUUGAUACCUCCAGUUUACUGAAUGACAAUGACGUGUGUUGCACUAUCUCCCAGACACUUGCACUGGGUGCUCUUUUUUCGGACAUUGGCCAUCACCAAUAAAGGGUAGAGUGGAUAACGGCUCAUGUCGAACCAAGGAUUUGAAAUCCCCUGGUUACAAUACCCAUGUGUAGCUCAUUCAGCCCACAGUGCUUGGUUUUCCAUUCAUUUUAUGUGUUGUGGCCCCAGCUUUGGCCUCCACUUGAUAAGCCUAUCCCCUUUACAUUAUUGUAUGUGGACACUCUCUUGGUGCUCUUGAUCAACAACCUUGUUAUCGGCAGGCUGGGGUGCUUAUUCUAUCUGCACUAUUCUGCCACAUCAUUAGCUUCAUGGAUCCGAUCUACCGCAUUUUUGAAGAUUUUCCCUCUUAAAAGAAGCCUGAUUACCAUCUUUUAUUUACUAUCAGCAAACUGCGAGAACAGACAGGCUGGGAAGCUCUUUGGCUGAAUUUCAUGAUGGACUUGGGUGGAGUUUAGAUUGCUGUCUUUUCACUGUCAUUUGGAUAAUAAUACUGGAACUUUUCUUUUCGCCGCAGGGAAAGUGGUUUCUGCGAGCUGCAGAGGCUGGCAAUGUCCGAGCCAUGUACAAUACUUCAAUAUGCUAUUCCACUGGCGAAGGCCUGCAACAGAGCCAUCGACGAGCAAGGAUGUGGAUGAAACUUGCAGCCGAUCAAGGCCACAGAAAAGCUCAACUGGAACGUGGCCUUGAGCUCUAUUCGGUACUUGCAGAGCUCUGCCCUGUAUUCUGCAUUCCCAUCGGCUUAUAGAUACCUUUCGCUUCUCCACCUAUUAUGUUAGCAUGAUUGUGUUUUUCUUAAUGGUUGCUAAAUUUCCAACUUUUUAUUGCUAGAAAUUAGUAAAAAGAUAAAAUUAAUGAAUUAUCUUUGAUAUAAUCCUGUGGGUCUCCUGAAUUUCCUUUUUAACGCUUUUAAAGCUGUUUUCUUUUAAUGGUGGAAUAGUCCCACAUUGAAGGUAUACAUGUACCUUCUCUACUCAUUCCUGACUGGUUUUGUGUUGGACACUCUGGUUCUUCAACGGAGCAUGUCAGGGGGUCUAAGAAUCAGUGUGAAAGCGGCGACUGAGUUGGAAUAAUGCUACAUCAAAGGGGAUAACUAAAUCAUGUAGUUAAAAUAAAGGAAUCACCCUACUCCUUGUCUGACCUGAUUAUUUCGGCUCAUUUCUUCAUUUGGGGGGUCUCUUCUCCUUCAGAAUUGACAGCAAAUACUGCAGCUAUUUCAUCAAUCAAUUCUCUUCCGCUGACUUUUGCAUCACUAAUUGGAUUCUUUCCGAUUAAAAAGAUAACAAGCCGAGAAAUUGACCCAUGGUCUCUAUUUUUAGUGAGGGGGGUCUCUGAAGAAUCGGCUCAUUCAAUCAACUCUCUUCCGCUGACUUUUGCAUCACUAAUUGGGUUAUUUCCGAUUAAAAAGAGAAGAAGCCGAGAAAUUGACCCGUGGUCUCUAUUUCCAGUCAGGGGACCUCAUGAAGGCGCUUGUCUACCUUGAACUCGCCACACGGGCCGGUGAAGCUUCUGCCACACACAUGAAGGAGGUAAUCAUGGAAGCUCUUUGCCCCGCAUCGAGAGAUCGUGCCAUCGCAUUGGCUGACAAGUGGCAGCUGCAGCAUGCUCAUCGCCACCACCCAGACUGUAAAUAUCCUUCACCUCUGUUGUGUUCUCUAAUUUCUCUCUUCUCCUCUCCAUUGAUAUCCUCAUCAGAAAACCUUCAUUAUCUCUGCUGGGGUGCCCUUUGA